CGCAGUCAGUUAGCUGCGUUAGCCUUUAGCCGCUGGGGCUAGCGGCGACAUCCAGCGCCGCGGGGAAAUGAAGCGUUAUUGCCCUUUGUUUUGUUUCUGUUCGAAUCCGACCGGCAGACGCAGCGCAGGCGGCCGAGUGGUCGCGCGAACGAGGGGAUUCGAAACGGCGGAAAUUGUUUUUGCUUUAACGGCUAUUUGUUGGAAGUAUCCGCCGCCUUCAAAACACUCUCCGGCUAGUCCGUUAGCCAAGCAGCUAACUCUGGAUUCUCCCGCGACCCAGAAAGAGCCAGGACUCCAAAACUUCGCCAGCAGGCAGAGAGCGAGCGAGCGAGCGAGAGGGACUCGCGGGUCCCGCUAACACGGACGCUAGCUAGCGGCUGUCAGUUAGCUCUUCGUCUUCGGCCGAGCCCCCCGCUCUUGAUGUGAGCUGAGCGAAUUAGAUCCGCGGGAGUCAUCCUCUAUAUCGAGGAGCUGCCUCAUCGCUUCGAGCAUCGGGUCAGUCUGUGUGCUUCUCACCCACCAGCAUGUACACCGGACAGUGGACACCUUAGCCGGAACAGACCCUGGCUUCCCAAAGAUGACAAGGUGCUGGCAAGCUGCAGCUACGAAAUGAUGGGAGGCAGUGAGACUGUCAGUGGGGACAAGGAUGGUGUCCACACCACUGCAAUACACGUCCCCAUCGGCUGGCAGAGGAGAGUGGAGGGCGGCCAGGUGAUCUAUGUCAGUCCCAGUGGCACUGCCUUGUCCUCUCUGGACGAGGUCAAGACCUAUCUGUUGACUGAUGGCACCUGCAAAUGUGGUCUGGAGUGUCCACUCAUCAUCCAUAAGGUUUUCAGCUUCACUGUGGGAGUGAAGGUGGAACAGCACAGCCAGCCUUUAGGCCGAACGGAGCAGGACAUGACCAAACUGUGUAACCACCGCAGGAAAGUGGUAGCUAUGGCAGCUCUGUGCCGCAGUAUGCAGGCCUCACAGCUGCCCUUCACCAACCUUCACCAUGCAGAGGUGAACAUCCGGGUGGACAGUCGCGAUCCUAACGGGGCACUGGUGCGGGAAGAAGAGGGCCGUGGCCUUUACCAUCCCAAACUCCAUCCUGUCCCUUCUCGAUCCCACAACAACUUCCACUCAAAUCCCUGUGCCAGCCCCAAAUCCCCCCACCAGUUUAUGUAUCCUCAUAAUGGUUCCUCCCCCGUCCUUCACACAGGCACAAACCCCCACCAUCCCUUAGAUACUUUGAGAAGGCUUCACCAUCCUCCUUCUCUCCCUGCAUCAGCCACCUCUUCCUCCAGCUCCACAUUCACAUCCUACAGCUCUGCUCAGAGGUCACCCCGUACCCCCACACCUCAGAACGUCAGUCAAGGUCAAAGAACACCCAAAACACCUGAGACUCCUGGUUCUCCUCGGCUCAGGCCCCUCUCUCCACCUCCUCCCUCCUCCCCUAUGCCUCUUGGGGGAGGAGGUAGAGGAGGACAGACCCACACUCAUCAUCCUCAUGGUGUCAUUGUAGGAGGCUCCUCCCCUUCUCUAUCUCCCUCCCUCUCGCCCUCUGUGCAUAACAUGAACUGUGUUUCUCCUCACCGGCGGACCCGCCACCCUUCAGCCUCUCCUUCCCCUCUCUCUGAGCAAGGCGGAGCCUCAGCAGCGGCAGAAGGACAGAUGGGAAGUAACUUGUCUCAGAGGAGGAAGUCCUCCUCUUCCUCUCCACACUCCCCUCUCCCUGGUGGCUCCCCAAACCCCAGCCCCCAUUUUGCCAAGUACAAGCUGGAAGAUAUCUUGGAGCAGUUAAAGAACUCAGGCAACAGCAGCACUAAUAACAACCACCUCCUGAACCCUAAUAGCCCCUCCUUACUGACCAACCAAAGCAGUAGCAACAUUCAUGCCCUCUCCUCAAAGCCUUCAAAGAGUAUCAUGAGUCAGACUUCUAGCACAGGACUACCAGGUUUUGGGUUGAACUCCGCAGGCCCCUCGAGUUUACCUCUGGGGGCAUUUCUGAACCACCACCACAGCCAUCAGGGCAAAAUGCCACACCCGGCUUCUUUCCCUGCAAGUAACUUGCUCUCUGCAGCUGCGAAGGCUCAGCUGGCUAACCAGAUAACCCAGGGCCAGGGCUCAAAUGUGGCCAGCAACCCAGCGAGCUUGCCCUCCUCUCUGGACGUCUUGAAAGAGGCACAGCAGCAUCAGUCAUCAAAGGUAACUAACAGCACUUUACAUAACAACCACCCUCCCUCCUCCACCGCUUCUAGGCCUCCCCAUCCCUCUCUUGCAGCAGCCUCUGCCAUCCUCUUUCCUCCAUGCCACUCUCUGGCCCAGUCCCUGGCUUCCUCUUUGCCCCACCUGCCUCCCACGGUAGAGCGCAAUGCAUCGCACAGGAAGAGGCAACGGCGAUCUCCGACAGUGCUCAGCAUGCUGAGAGACACCCAGCAGCUGGCUAACGGUCCACAGAAGACCCCACCAGGAGGAGAAGCUGUUUCUGUGACAGCUAUCAACCUUUCCUCGUCUUCCUCCCCGUCCUCCUCACACUCCCCCUCCUCUACCUCAGCUGUGCAGAACCAGAAUGCUGUCAUGUUGGAAACCCAUCAUCAUCCCCUCCCCGGGCAGAUGCCCAGGCUCCUCGCUCCUCGACAGACGGCUCACCUUUCCAGGCCUCCGCGACAAAACGAGGCUCUGGAUUUCACUACAGGCCUGAGGCCCGCACCGCUUGGCUUGGAUCCUCCAACCCAGCCUCUGUCUGCUCUGUUGCACCUGCUCAGUGUGCAGAAUGCGCAGGCCACAACUUCAGCAUCUAACUCUGCUUCUACUCAGCCAGGAUCGGUGUCUGUUGAAGGCAUUGGACACACUAAUAGACAGAGCCCCAGACUGUCACCCUCCUCUCCUGCGACUCAUUCUAACAGCAGGCACCCACAGUCACCCUGCAGGACCAAUGACACUAAUUCUCUGCCCUUGGUGCCACAGCCGCUUUCUCCUCCUCCCACUCCCUCUCAGUUCAGAUCAUCGCAGUCUCAUACACACUCUCGGUCAACGAGAUCAAGUCCUCUGCAGACACACUCUUCAACAAUGCUGCCCAACUCAAAUGUAGCUUUACCCAACAGCAGCAGGAGCCCAUCUCAACACAUGUCCCCAUCUCCCUCAGACAAGCCUCAACCAACUGAGAAUCACGUUCCCACCAUAGAUUCUGUUUCCCAGGAACCUUUGCAGGAAGCCUCACAGGAAGGCCCUGUGAGAAUGGAGAUGGGUAGUCAUGACGCAUCAACAUCAGUGGACCUGACUCACUGUCAAGGUGGUGUUUCUAUUGCAGUAUCCACGUCCCCGAAGCCUCUUGAUCUUAGCAACCAUGUCCUGGCUCUUCUUGCAGCCUCUUCCACGGUUCCACAGGGGGAGGGCAGCUCCUCGGACUGCACCACUGAUGUUGAGAUGUCGUCCCAAGGAAAUCAUGCAACAGGGCCAGAGCAGCCUGGAUGUGUGGACCCAAAGGUCUCCACAGUAACCAAACCUCCGGCAGCCGUCAGCCCUGGGCCCGACAUCGCCACUCGUCUUGGGGAUCAUAACCAUACCCCCAACCCUUCAGCUCUGGGCGACUCUACCACCCCCUCACCUCUGGCAGAGGCCUUCCCCUUCAUGAACCAAGAGCAGCUGCUUCAGCUGCUGUCCUCCACAGGAGGUCUGCCAUCCCUCCUGGACCCUACAGUCCUUGCUUCGUUGCCCCUCGGGGGGCUGUGGUUGGGAGGACAACAUGCACAGAUGCCCCCCGCCAAUGCCACACUACAAACACCACAGAAUCUCGCCGAGCAGCAGCAGUCGGAGCAACAGCAGUUACUGAUUCAACACCAAGAGACACAGCAGCAAAACCAGGAUCAGCAGCAGAAGCAACAACAGAUAAACAGUAGUCCUCUGUUUCCCUUGUUGCCCUUGUUGAGUGGUGCCCAAGGGGAGUUUCCUCUGAACCUCUUGGGCCUAUUGAACCCCCUCCCACCCCCGGCUUCAACCCCUACCCCAGGACAGGAAGCUGAUUUGGGUUUAACAGAAAAACCUACCCUUCAGGCUCUGCUUAUGGCCUCCUUGUUGCUCGGGCAACAUCAGGCACCUUUGAUACCUCUGUCUAGCCUGGGUCAGUUGAGCCAGGUCAGCUUGGAAGUUCCUCUCCAGCAGCCACAGCAGAUCCCCACCACAUUGGAGGGUCUCACCCUGGAUAAGGUCACUGGCCUCCUAGAUCCAUCUACUCUAACGGGCCCGGGGCUCUUGGAGAUCGCCCAGGGCCUUCUCCCCAUCCUCCCAGGAGCUGAGGGCACUAUCCAAGCCCUGCAGUCUUUGCUCCUUCCCACCACGCUUCCUCCUCCCUCUGCAGCCUUCCUCCCCCUCAGCCCUGCCUUGCUCACUGCUGCCCUGAGCUCUGCUGAGCUCCACCCACCACCCCAUACCCAAUUAGCUCCUGCACAGCAAACCCAACAUACCCAACCUCAGGUACCUACUGAUGCUGGUGUUGACACCCUCAUUCCCCUGUCUCUCCAAGGCAAGGACAACCCCAUCCUCCAACACUUACUUCCCACUCUGCUUAACCCUGCUGUAUUAGGAGAUCUCUCUGCCAUCACGGGUCUUCAUAACAUGAUGGGGAUUGGAGCGGGUUCAAUCCUACUGCCCCCAGUCCAAACCUCAGCUUUGGGUAUGCCACUGCUGCAGGGUCCUGAUGGGGCCAUCAAUUUGCUCAACAACAUACAGCUAAACCUUGCACCGCCAUCAGAGGGAGAGAAGCCAGCCUCAAUGCAGGAAACGCAAAGCCCUGCCCUACAGCAAGACAUUCCAACAAGUCAGAUCGCUCCUGAUGUGGUCCCCAGUCCUGCUCCAGCUCAGCCACCAGGCCCCGCCCCUGCCCAUGAGCCCACCCAACCCCCCCGAGAGUCUGAGGGCAGGUCUGUUAUCGAUCCUUACACCUCUUUCAUGGACACAAUUUAUACCUCCUUCCUUCAAGUCAGUGCUAAAGAGCAGGAAGAUGGGGCCCACUUGGGACCAUCUGACCCCACUUCACCCUUUUGUGCCUUACCACCGGUUUCUUUCCCUGUCGAGCACCAUACCCCAUCCGCCCCUGUCCCAACUCUGCCUCAGGCAAGUGCCCCAGUCUCCCUAAGUCCCCGUAGGGCUUGCUCCCUCCGCAACCCAGACUUAUCCCGACUCAGCCUGGAAGCAGCAGCCCAUUCCCCAGCCCAGGGGACGCCCAAACCCAGUGAGGACGGUUCUACGUCCCCCCUACAAAGGAAGCCAGGCAUUGUAGAGGGACACACCCACCCAGAGCCUCCUAUGCCACCCAUAUACUUGGAGGAGGCGAAGACGGACUGUUUUGUGGAGGCAGGUGGGGAUAGGCAGGGUCAUCUUCCCCAUUCAGGGUACCUCAGUCCCAUGGAUGGAUGCAGCUUGAGGCCCAAUGAGGAGACAGCUGGGACAUUGCUGCACACCGAACAGGGAAGGGAUCAAGCAGGAACUGUGGGCGGAGCCAGAAGGGGAAGGAAAAGGAAACAAACGCUACAGAAUGUGUUGGAAGACUUCAGAGACAUGGAUGCUACAGCACUAGAGGAAACCAAGGCUACAACGUCACUGCUGAAGCCUGAGCGGUCAGUGCGCGGCAGGAGGCGACGAGGCGCCAGGUCUCAGAGACAGUGAUUGGUGGAGGGAGCUGUCAGUCAGAGCUGUUCACCAAUCAUAGGUGGCUAGACGCCCCCUCUAUUCCACCCCCACCCCCUCCCCCAAAAAUCUCUCCACCAUCAUCACCACUGUUUAGAUCUUUUUUUCUUAAAAAAAAAAAAAUUCAACUGCACUAAUAUUAUGUUGUUGUCAUAUCAACUGUUGUUAUGGCAACCACUUUGAAAACCACAUAGGAGACAGAUCUAGUCUGAAAAAGGAAUUUAUAAAAAGUGAAAACAAAAAAAGAGUUUGUGGAUACUGUUUCACUUAGGUCUUCUCUUAGGUCUAGUUCACACAAUAACGGUUGCUUGACAUCGUGAUCAGAGAUCUGUUAAUUAUGGUUGGUGUUAGAAUUAUGUCAGUGAGAAAAUACAAAAAAACAAAACAAACAGAAGUACUGUCUUCUCAUCAGUGUGCGACUGGGAGUCAGGAUAAAAAGCCCAUCUACUUGAACGAUGCUCUCUGUUGAAAGUGUGUCUGCACGUGUGUGGAUGUGUGUGUCUUUCUGUGUGUCCGAGUGUGUGUUGGACAACAGUGCUAUUGCUGAGCCCCUCACUGUCCAAACAUUGGUUGAAUUAAUUUUCAUUUUAGUAAAUGGACAACUCUGUCUGAUAUUAGGAUAAAGAGACACACAGCGGUUGUAUUUCAAAGAAUUGUUUGGAAAAGCGCUGGAAAGAAUGUCAGAAGAAUUGGAGUUUCUUUUACCUUCCUCAGGAUGAACUAACCUUCGUAUGGGCCAAGCCAAGGAAAUAAUAUGGUUCACUCUUAUCAGGUUUCUUAGCCAGUUUACAUCAACCACUCGUCACACUUUUUUUUUAAAUUUUCAAAUCCUGAUUCGACAUCCUGUGAGAUUGUGUAUCACUAAUAAUUUUAUAAACAGAAAAUCUAAAUCUAAAUUUACAAUAUUUUGUUUUGUAUAACCCUUUGAAUCAUGUCAUAACACAUCAAUGUUUCCCAGCAGACCAGGUAACUAUUCAAAAUGAAUCUAAACCACACCCAGGUUUUGACAUUUGUGAGGUCUAGAACAAAUCUGGUACAGUUCAGAGGAACUGUGAGCACAACUGGUCUCACUUGAACUUCACGUGCUGCGUUGUGUUGGAAACUAUGUAAUUAUCUGUUGACAUAACACUCACCCAAACUUUCACCCCUAGUCAUGAGAUAAAUGUCUGGGGGGGGGAAGGAUUCAAUUUCCAAACUAAACGUGCAGGAACCCUGAGUUUAUAGAAAGUACAGUUUGUCUUUUGAUUGUAUGAACGAAUGGCUGGAAAACUUUUAACAACGCAGAGAGCGACAGUGUCUUACGUGGAUCUAUUGAGUCCGUGUGUUACUGUGGAUGUGGAGUAAUAUCCUCCCUCUGUCUCAUGUCACUGUUUGAGCUCUCCUCCACACACUGCCCUGCCCCGAGAGUACUGGCAUCGCUAGCUGUAUUUAAAAAAAAAGAAAGAAAGAAAAAGGUUUAAAAAAAAAAAAAGAAUAAAGAAAAGUGAAAAAGAAAGUGGAUUAUGCAAUUUCUACACUUGGAGAUUUGUACAUAUGUACAGUUAAUGUGUUUUAUUUUGAUUUUAUAUUGUUAGAGAAAGAGACGAGAGAAAAACAUGAAUUGUGAAUGAAUUUUUCUGGGAAUUGUAAUUAAGUAUUUUUCUCAUUCUACCCCUGCUUUCAAUACUUAUGUUUAAAAAGAUGAUUAAAUUGUGGACUGUAGCUUUCUUUUUUUAUAUGGGAGUCUUUUUUUAUUUAAUAUUAAACUAUUUACAGAAAAUUCA
This is a messenger RNA of Scophthalmus maximus (turbot), 7430 nucleotides long. It is a transcript of the gene mbd6, whose product is annotated as methyl-CpG binding domain protein 6. The coding region runs from base 610 to 5646 and encodes 1678 amino acids. Gene Ontology annotation, molecular function: chromatin binding; DNA binding. The record is from RefSeq and is a predicted model, not a curated record. Gene Ontology annotation, cellular component: chromocenter; nucleus. Lineage: Eukaryota; Metazoa; Chordata; Actinopteri; Pleuronectiformes; Scophthalmidae. The transcript has 13 exons.